Messenger RNA from Cuscuta campestris, 1970 nucleotides. NCBI's taxonomy places the organism in Eukaryota, Viridiplantae, Streptophyta, Magnoliopsida, Solanales, Convolvulaceae. The record is from the annotation of a GenBank genome assembly.
UACAGGAAUUUCAGAGCCCUCCGGCCCUAUUGCUUCCUCAUUUCUCCGGCCGCCGGAGCGUGAACUUUCCGGCAUUCCCAUAAUGAGUUUUCCCCACUUCCACACCGUGGAGCAGCCGAGGCCGCACCAGUACAACUUCCAAAAAUCGCCUCUACCAUUCCCCCCUCCUAUGUCGGCGGCGGUUUUCCCGGGAAGAAAUGGAACUCCGCGGGGUGAUGCAUUGGCGAAUUUCGGCUGCAAGCCGACGGAAGGCCCUCAUUUCAGCGACCUCAUCAACCCUAACGCCGGGUACAACCUCAACCGCGGCGAAACUCCGAGCAAUCAGUUGAAGUGGCAGCACUUCAACUGUCCGCCGCCUUGCUCGCAGCCGGCGGAUCCUCACCCAGCACGGUCUACCUGCCGGACGCCGAACGGCCCCAACACUCCAAUCGACUGCAGUAGCCUGUUCAGGAAAGAAUAUGUGGUACACAAUCUGGAUUCCUAUUCCAGAAUGCAGCGACGUGAGCUCAAACGGCGCAUGAUCUCUGAUCUGAUUAGGGUUCAGCAGGUUAUGCAGCAAAUUGAGACCGGAGAGUUUCCAUGCCGGAAAGCCCUAGAACUUCCGCCGCCACCUGCUUUUACUCCACCCAUUCAAGCUGAAAAGAGACCUCCAUUGAACAAUCUGAACGAGAAUGGAGCACCAAAUGGUUCAAAUGAGCCAGGAACACUCAAUAAACUCUACCGGACAAAUGGGGGACGCGAUUUAGCUUCCUGUAGAGGCCCCAAGCCGCGGGCUGUUCAGAGGAAGGGCUCAAAGAUGAGUGAUCAGGCUAUGAUGAAGAGGUGCAAGCAGAUUUUGGAAAAACUGAUGCGUCGAAAGCAUGCUUGGAUUUUCAACAAACCUGUGGAUGCCGAAGGGCUCAAGCUUCACAAUUACAGCCUGAUCAUCAAGCACCCAAUGGAUCUUGGAACUGUGAAAUCAAAGCUGCUGGGGAAUGAGUACAAAACCCCUCAAGAUUUUGCAGCUGAUGUUAGACUGACAUUCAACAAUGCGCUUGUUUAUAACCAGAAGGGCCACGAAGUGCACACCUUGGCAGAAAUGUUUCUGGAGUGCUUUGAAGGCAUGAUCAAGAAUGUGGUUACACAGCAUCCUCAAGACCAAAUUCCCAUUGCGAAAAACCCUUCCCUUCCAGUCCAAGAUUUGAAAUCUUUUCCCCAACCAGUUGUGUCGCCUUGGCCUGGGAAAUCGGCAAUGCUCGUGGUUAUGGAUUCAAGCGAAAGGCAGAUGACAUUUAAGGAGAAGAUGGCAUUGGGUAUGCGCUUGCAGAACCUGGACCAAGACAAGAUUGAACUGGUCCUGCAAACGAUUAUGAAGAGAUAUCCUUCUCUUCCUGUGGAGAGUGGUGAGAUUGAUCUUGACAUUGAAGCUCUUGACAGUGAAACACUCUGGGAACUUGACAGGUUUGUCAAGUCCCUCAAGAAUGAUUUGAACGAUGCGAAGAUGCAAUCCAUUAGCAAAGUGCCAAAAGAUUUACCCAUCCCACAGCACAAAGGGGAUGAUGCUGAAGAAGAGGACAUUGAUAUUGGGGAAGAAACUCUGAACAGUGGCAUACCCACAAUAGAGAUUGACAAGGAUGAUGUUAGUGGAUCAAGCAGCUCAACUACCUCAAACUCAAGCAGUUCUUCUUCUUCCAGUGGUAAGAUCCCAACCCAUUCUAAUCUGAACAAACUAAUUGCAUUGGCCUCCCGCGCAAAUGCAUUGAUAUUUAGGAUUGAGUGGGUCGCCUCCCGAUCUUUGUAGGCACUGUCCAAAAGCUUGACCGUGCUGCAGGUAACACGUCUUUCUGCAUUCUGGCAACAAACAAUCAUUCGGAUCCACCAUGCAAAACGCAUUUGCCCUCUCAACCCAUUUUGUAUCUGAAUAUAUAAAUAAUACCAUUAUAAAAAUUCAUAUAAAAAAGAGAUUUAAAGAAUGAAUUUUCAUUGUAUAU